AGAUUAAAGUAACAAAAUGCUAACUUUAUUCAUCAUAAUCACAUUAACAAACUUCAAAAUAAUCAGUGGCAACGAUAAUAACGACACCCAAUUUAUUAACUCACUACCCGAAAAAGAAAAGCAGGAAUUCCUUCAAAAGGUAGAGAAAAGGAUACAAAAUGAAGUCCCUGAAGUCAAGACGCCAGAACUGACUGACACGAAUCACACAACUGUGGAAGUUUAUGAAAAACGUUUGGAAGAUCAGGGAAAAUCUAUUCAAAGUAUUUUGAGAUCCGAAAUAGAUAAUCUUAAAAGUCAUCAUAGGCGAAGUUCUAAUGAUACUACUGCAAGAAUUGAGAAUCAACCCCAUGUAGACCUGACCUUACGAAGUAGAGACGACAAAUCAGAGGCGACAAGAAGGAAAAACGAAGAGUCGAAUUCUUCCGAAUCCGAUACACAUAAUAAAGAAAUCACCGAAACAAAGCCACAUUUAGUACCAGUAUACAAUUAUGACCCAGAAAACGCCUAUUAUAAUAACCAAAAAAUUCUAAAAGGAAAAGUUGAACCACAAUCCAUUGUUGAGAUUAAAGAAACACAUUCAACAUCCACCAACCUCGAUGUUUAUUCCACUGACAAUGGAAAGAGUUUGCGAUAUAAGGAUGUUAAAGAAAGAAUCAUAUUAAAUAAUAAAAUCAAACAAAGUUCUGAUUUAGAAGAUGUAAUAUUAAGCGAUAUAUCUGAUGAAUCUUCAGGAGACACCGCCUUUAUCGAAAAACCUUUGAAACAUACUUUGAAGAAGAUAAGAACUAAAUUAUACAAUAAGAAAUUAAAUGAUAAAUCAUUACACGAUGUCCUUGGUAAAGAUAUUAUUACAAUAACAGAGGAAAAUGGCGAUGAGGGUGAUAACGGUAUUGAUACAAACAAAAGUGAAAAGAAAACGAUUACAGAGUUAUUUACGAACUUUGGUGCUGUUUUACAGAAUCUCGUUGAUAAAGCUAAUGAUAAUGAAGCACCAACUCCUAAAAAUAAUUCAAAGGAUGAUAAAAGUGAUUCAGACAAAGAAACUUAUGAAGAUAUAGCAAAUUCCUUAGAAAUUCACAAUAAACGGCUCAAAAAUAAAGGUAUUCAACGACUAGUUAAUCUGGUUAAAGAUCUCAAGGCAAACUCGAAGGAACUAAAAUAAAAGAAAAUAAAAAGAAACAUAAUAAGGACAAGAAACACCAAUCUCGUUUCCAUAUUAAGGAUAGGAAUGGAAAACACAGACACAAACAGAAAAAUAUCUUCGUUUGACCACCGAGAUAUAAAUUAUCCAAAUUUUCAUGUCCUUGAUAAGAAGCAUGAAAAAUCAAUUUCUCAUGAUUAUUUGGAGACACAUAUCAACAGUCUGAAAAAAUUAGUAAAUAGAAACGAUGCAAGCUUACUAAAUUAUGACUGGCUUGGCACCACUGUUCUUAUUCGAGCUGGUUUGGAAAAAUUACAAAAUAUGACGGAAAGGAAACUAAAAGGCAAAAGACUACAUCCAUUAGACGCCAAGCUUCUAGAAUUCGUCAUAGACCUCUACGAAACAGCUAAAAAAACAAUCGCACUUCAAACAAAAGAGUACCAAUCCCGAAGACGAGCAAAGUUAAAUGGGGAUAGGAGAAAAAAAGUUUCCGUCUUACCUAAAACUAAGAAAGGGAAGAAAAUCAACACUCUUCAGAGAAUGUAUGUUGAACUGAAUAAAGCUAGGGCAGUGUCCAGAUCAAGGAGCGAUGUUGAGGAUUUUAAAGAAGCAUUAGAUUGUCUCAAUAUGUGUUUGAAUGAUCUCCACACGGCCAUAAAACAAAUAUCAACUAUCACUACAUACAAAGAACAGCGUUGGUUUCAAAACAUCAAACAGCUAUACCUGGAAACGGAUAAAGAAUAUCUAGAAGUAUUUCUACAUCUAGUAAUGGCACGGUUGAUGAGUCUCAUAGAAGAAAGAGCUAAGAAAAUGACAGAAGAUGAUAAUUUGAUGAGAGAUAAAGCGGCCGUGGACAGGAUAGAAGUAGAAGUUGUUCUGGCGAUGAGGAUCUGUAUGAAGUUGGAGGGAAUAAGGGCGUUAAAGUAAUAAAAAUAACAUGGAAUAUUUUACGACGAGGCUUCGUUAAGACAGUAUUUGUUAUGGAGAUUAUGCAAUAAAAGUAAGCAGUUUAAAAA
This is a messenger RNA of Leguminivora glycinivorella, 2157 nucleotides long. RefSeq lists its product as uncharacterized. The record is from RefSeq and is a predicted model, not a curated record. Lineage: Eukaryota; Metazoa; Arthropoda; Insecta; Lepidoptera; Tortricidae. Bases 1229 to 2068 code for a protein of 279 amino acids. The transcript has 4 exons.